Messenger RNA from Colletotrichum aenigma, 2622 nucleotides. RefSeq lists its product as uncharacterized. Bases 1 to 2622 code for a protein of 873 amino acids. Gene Ontology annotation, cellular component: extrinsic component of intraperoxisomal membrane. Gene Ontology annotation, biological process: peroxisome inheritance. The record is from RefSeq and is a predicted model, not a curated record. NCBI's taxonomy places the organism in Eukaryota, Fungi, Ascomycota, Sordariomycetes, Glomerellales, Glomerellaceae. The transcript has 2 exons.
AUGGAGUCCCUCCGCAACAACUACCCGGCCCCUCGCCGUGUCGCGACAGCCCCGAUAACGACCUCGCCCGUACCCGCCCCUCGAUCUGCUUCAGCUGGUGGCCUCGUCGAAACAUUAUACAACCAUCCAAAUGUCAAGAUUGUCGCGUUCUCUGCUGCCUCCAGAGGCCGCGCUCGGAGUCCCGGCCGUGGCCCCGCAGACGAACCUGGCACUCUGUCGCCGUAUUCGCAGUUAGAGAGGACGAUUGCAAUCGGUCCAUUUCGCAUAUAUCGUACUGGCUCCGUGGCUUUUCUCAAUUGUGGCUCCGCCCUCCAGCCAAUGCUUCCCAAGAGCCAAUGCUGGGCAUUGGAAGAAGACUCGAGCAAGUUUGUCUUGCAAAUACGUCGACCCAACUAUUGGAGAAUAGAGAUCCCCGUCACCAAUCCAACCGAGCAAGAACUAGCUGCGGCUUUCAAGGUUGUACUUGCCCAGAUAUUGCAGUUCGAAAAGACAGAAUGCCCCUUCAAGCGGUCAUUUAUCGUUGCGCUCCCCGAGAAGCCAAAGACGCCAGUGAAGAAGCGUCCAUGGACGCCUCCUGUCAAGGGUGCUCUGCCUGUCCUUUCCCUGCCAACCCAUGAGAUAUCGCCCACGCAGCCCAAGGCUCUCACACCCAAGACUCAGAGGAGGGCUUCGGCAUCCCUCAGCGUUAGAGGCCGAACAGAACUGCGCCGUUUUUCUGUUAUUGGCACCGAGUUUCAGUCAAGUUCUGAAUCGCGAGGAACCAGCACCGAGACAUCGCGGUCUGGUGACCCGCCCCGAGAACAGAGACUCGUGAGCGAAUCUGCGAUUGAGGAGGAAAAGACUCAGACCAGUGCAUCUGCCACAGAAACCAUCACAAAUGCCGAGAAAAGUCGUCGGUUCUUUGCUGAGAAGAUCAAGGCGGAAGAUGCCUCAAAUCCUCAGUCGGAGAAGAGCCGAGUUGAAUCAGGCCCCGAAGCCACUGCCUCAGGAGGCUCAUUGACAGAGCCCAAGGAGACAGGAAUGGCACUUGUCGAACUACAAGUCCAAAAGCGGUCCGAAGGCGGUUCCCAGGCCGAGGCAUCCCUGAACUUGGAUAACGAGAAGGACAAGGCGGCCCAGCUGCAAGUAUUGGAUGAGCAAAUGGAGACAACUCGCCCCACCAACGCCAUUGCCAUUGCCGCCCUGGACCCCUUACUGUUCAAGGAAGGUACUAGCAGUCCUCAAAUGCAAAACAAGAUCAAAGAAGCAUCGCAUGAGGCCGAGGAAGAGGUGCCAAUAUCUCCUGUCGACAAGGACGGCGCGGAGAAACGUGCUAGCAAAUUAAUGAUUCCGGGACACUCGAGAUCGUCAUCGAGCCCGACCGCUGAACCUCAGAUUAAAGAGCAAUUGGUUACCGUUCGGGCGACCCCAAGGUCCCCAUCUUCGUUUGAAGUCGGCACACCGACGCCUACGAACAUCUACGAUGUGAUUCGUAAUUACGAGCAGAAGUUGGCCGCAGCUCCUUCGUCGACAGCGCCUAUUGAAGAGGUCAAGGUUGUCGAGGUACAGCCUCAGGCGGAGGACACAGGCAAUGCCAGUGACACUGGAUCUGGAUCAGGCCGAGAGUCUUCUUCUGGAACCGAUGGCGAGGUUCUUGAAGGCAACGGUGUUGGCGUUGGCAGACGGAAAAAGUUGCGCAGCUUUAGAAAAGGUCGCGCUCUUGUCCCUCCCCAAUUGACUCUCGUCACCUCGCCGCCGUCAAAGUCAGCAAUGAGACAAACCCCUAUUCUGGAGGAGCAGGACGAUGCGAAGGAACCGGUGUCACCGACAGACUCAUCCGACUCGUUUCAUAGUGUGAAGUCGUGGCACUCGCCCGUGACUCCGAUCCCACGGUCACCUGCAUCGGAAGUCUCGCCCACGAGAUUCCCGUAUCCGCACGACAACAUAUUGAUUCCCAAGAAGCCAUGGCAUUAUCGCGACAUCUCUGACAUGACUGUCACUCCCGAGACUAGACGGACUUGGGACGCGACGUCUUGCCUCACGGAUGACAGCUCUCAAGAGAGCGCUGCAACCGCACCGGAUAUCCCAUCCGAAGUUGCAGGGCAACCCGACAAGGUUGCUCUUUCUGAGGAUGAAGCCGUCACAACAGCCGUUACUCGCCGCCCAUACAUGCGCCACCGGGCAACAACUAGCAGCAUCUCGGUCGGUCGCACAGCCCUGGCCACCUUGCCGUCAGCGGUCAACCUUUUCGCGUCUACGACUACUGCCACCAGACGGCAGCCAUUCCUCCGCAGCCGGCUCGACAUUGUCCGCAGGAUUCCCAUGGCUAUUGUUUCCAAGACCUGCGAAGUUCUGCUGGGCCCACCCGCCCAUUUGAUCACUCUGAUGCUCCAAGUGGCUGCGAAGAUCGCUGCUGGAGAAUGGCGCGGUAUGAUGUUUGGUUUCGGCGAGGGCGGCGAGACCAUUCCUGUGCAAUGGGACUACUCAGACGACGAGUACAGCAGCUGGGGAGAAGAUGAUGAUUACUACCUCAGUCAGGUUGAGUCAUCGCGCGCGAAUAGCGUGGUAGGCGACAGCGACUACGACGACCGCAUGGCGGACGACAACGCGGACGGAAUGGGCCGCGGUUGGGAAGUUGACUAA